Messenger RNA from Acanthosepion pharaonis, 522 nucleotides. Lineage: Eukaryota; Metazoa; Mollusca; Cephalopoda; Sepiida; Sepiidae. The record is from the annotation of a GenBank genome assembly.
AUGUCGAGAAAAAAUAUUUUCACUCAUUAUACACCUCACCUCCCCACUCUCCCCCCCUUCCUCUCCCUCCAAAUAAUGGAUGAUGAUUAUGAUGAUGAUGGAGCUUGUUCUAUCUAUCUCAUUCUAUUUCAUAUCUAUCUAUCUAUCUAUCUAUCUAUCUAUCUAUCUAUCUAUCUAUCUAUCUAUCUAUCUAUCUAUCUCAUUCUAUUUCAUAUCUAUCUAUCUAUCUAUCUAUCUAUCUAUCUAUCUAUCUAUCUAUCUAUCAUAGCCUGUCCAUAUCUAUCUAUCUAUCUAUCUAUCUAUCUAUCUAUCUAUCUAUCUAUCUGCAGAUAUAACAGCCGGUCGACCAGCCGACUAAUUUUCUUGUUUUGUGGUGUUGUUCUUUACAACGUUUCACUCGUGUACUAUUUGAGCUUCCUCAGUCGUUUCUUAUUUUUUGUGAUAUCGUCAAAAACACGUUAUCUAAUACGAUUCAAACGGGUAUUAUUCUUUCUUUCUUUCUUUCUUUCUUCUAAUUUAUAA